GGGCGGGCUUAGGAUCGGCUUCGGGUCGGGGCUUGCAUGGCUCCAUCAGGUCCCUGCUUAGGUGCCUAGUUAGGUGCGGGCCGCUGGGCCAGGCAGUCCCUGGCCACCCUGAGCCUGGCGGGCGCUGGAGAAGCCGGGGCAGCCUCGCUCCUCCCAGACAGCUGCUAGGGUCGGGAGUCACAGAAAACAAAGUGAGAGUCCGGCGGCUUCCCAGUGCCUGGGCCACGGCGGCCGUGGGAGCAGAGGUGGAGCGACCCCGGUACGCUAAAGAUGAAAGGCUGGGGUUGGCUGGCCCUACUUCUGGGGGUCCUGCUGGGAACUGCUUGGGCUCGAAGGAGCCAGGAUCUACACUGUGGAGCUUGCAGGGCUCUGGUGGAUGAAUUAGAAUGGGAAAUUUCCCGAGUGGACCCCAAGAAGACCAUUCAGAUGGGAUCCUUCCGGAUCAAUCCAGACGGCAGCCAGUCAGUUGUGGAGGUCCCUUACGCCCGCUCAGAAGCCCACCUCACAGAGCUGCUCGAGGAGGUUUGUGACCGCAUGAAGGAGUAUGGGGAACAGAUUGACCCUUCUACACACCGCAAGAACUAUGUACGCGUUGUGGGCCGGAAUGGAGAAUCCAGUGAACUAGACUUACAGGGCAUCCGAAUCGAUUCAGAUAUCAGUGGCACCCUCAAGUUUGCGUGUGAGAGCAUUGUGGAGGAAUAUGAAGAUGAACUUAUUGAAUUCUUUUCCCGAGAGUCUGACAAUGUUAAAGACAAACUUUGCAGUAAACGAACAGAUCUCUGUGACCAUGCCCUGCACAGAUCUCAUGAUGAGCUAUGAAUCACUGCAGCAGCUUAGACCAACUUGAUGGAACACCCCCAGGAGGGGAAGAUGGUGGCAUUGCCUUUUAUAUUAUGUUUUUAUGGAAAUGAACUGAAAAAAAAGUCUGAAACCAAAAGUACAAA
Molecule: messenger RNA, 944 nt
Organism: Cricetulus griseus (Chinese hamster)
Lineage: Eukaryota; Metazoa; Chordata; Mammalia; Rodentia; Cricetidae
Source: RefSeq, a predicted model, not a curated record